This is a messenger RNA of Myxocyprinus asiaticus (Chinese sucker), 7207 nucleotides long. Its product is annotated as kinase D-interacting substrate of 220 kDa B-like. The record is from RefSeq and is a predicted model, not a curated record. Bases 56 to 5338 code for a protein of 1760 amino acids. Gene Ontology annotation, molecular function: protein binding. NCBI's taxonomy places the organism in Eukaryota, Metazoa, Chordata, Actinopteri, Cypriniformes, Catostomidae. The transcript is spliced from 30 exons.
UUCAGGAGCAGAGCCCAGUUUUUGGAGUUCCCUACAGAGUUUUAACGGUUUUAUAAUGAAUGUACAAAAGAGAGUUUCAUUUCAUGAUGUAUCUCUACUGUUCUCUUCAACGUUCUCUAGUGGAGAUUCUAUUACAGCCAUGGACAUGUCCACAUCCCUCAAAAUGAGCUCCAUGACCACCCAGAGUCUCUUCAGCCACGUGGAGGAGGAAAACCUAUUGGCCAUCAAAGUGCAUCUGGAUAAAUACAAAGAAGUGGACACCAGAAGUGAAAAUGGCCAGACUGCUCUGAUGGUGGCGUCAGAGCAGGGCAGUCUAGAGAUCGUGAAGGAGCUCAUCAGGAGGGGAGCAAACGUCAACUUGGAUGAUAUUGACUGCUGGACAGCGCUGAUUUCAGCUGCUAAGGAGGGACACGUUGAGGUGGUGAAGGAACUGUUGGAGAACAAUGCUAAUGUGGAGCACAGAGAUAUGGGGGGCUGGAGCGCUCUCAUGUGGGCCUCUUAUAAGGGUCGUGUGGAGGUGGCACGUCUACUGUUGGAGAAAGGAGCAAACCCAAACAUCACUGGACAGUAUAGUGUUUACCCCAUCAUCUGGGCAGCAGGAAGAGGUCAUGCAGAGAUAGUUCAGCUGCUGCUUCAGCACGGAGCCAAAGUCAACUGCUCUGACAAGUAUGGCACCACACCCCUGAUCUGGGCUGCCAGGAAAGGCCAUUAUGACUGUGUGAUGCACCUGCUGGAGGAUGGGGCCAAUGUGGACCAGGAAGGAGCGAACUCAAUGACUGCUCUGAUAGUGGCCGUACGUGGUGGUUUCACAGAGGUUGUGAAAGAUCUGCUGAAGAGAAAUCCCAACAUGAAUAUGACUGAUAAAGAUGGCAACACAGCACUGAUGAUCGCUGCCAUAGAGGGCUACACUGAGAUUGUACAGGACUUACUGGACGCUGGCACAUAUGUCAACAUCCCUGAUCGGAGUGGUGAUACUGUACUUAUCGGUGCUGUCAGAGGAGGCCAUGUGGAGAUUGUCCGAGCUUUGCUUAACAAAUAUGCUGAUAUUGAUGUCAAAGGCCAGGAUGGUAAGACUGCCCUGUACUGGGCUGUAGAAAAAGGCAAUGCAACCAUGGUACGAGAUAUUCUGCAAUGCAACCCAGAUACUGAGGCCUACACUAAGGAUGCAGAAACCCCUCUCAUAAAAGCCACUAAGAUGAGAAACAUUGAGAUUGUGGAGUUGCUUCUGGACAAAGGUGCCAAAGUGUCAGCAGUGGAUAAGAAAGGAGACACAGCCCUGCAUAUUGCCAUUCGCGGGAGAAGCCGUAAGCUUGCUGAGCUGCUCUUAAGGAACCCUAAAGAUGGCCGCCUGCUCUACCGGCCCAACAAAGAGGGCGAGACUCCUUACAACAUUGACUGCACCCACCAGAAGAGCAUCCUCACCCAGAUAUUUGGAGCCAAGCACCUGUCUCCCUCUGAGUGUGAUGGGGACAUGCUGGGUUAUGACCUGUACAGCAGCGCUUUGGCUGACAUCCUCAGUGAGCCCACCAUGCAACCCCCCAUCUGUGUGGGGCUCUAUGCCCAGUGGGGCAGCGGCAAGUCCUUCUUGCUCAAGAAACUAGAGGAUGAGAUGAAGAUGUUUGCGGGGCAGCAGGUGGAGCCGUUGUUCCAGUUCUCAUGGUUGGUGGUGGUGUUGACUCUGCUGCUGUGUGGAUCUGUGACUCUGGUCCUGGGCUUCACUGUUGAUCCGAAGCUGGCCAUCGCUGUGGCCCUGAGCCUGCUCGCCCUAAUGUACAUCUUCUUUGUUUUGGUGUACUUUGGUGGAAGGAAAGGCGGGGAGAGUUGGAGCUGGGCCUGGGUCAUCAGCACCAGACUGGCCCGCCACAUCGGUUACCUGGAGCUGCUGCUCAAACUCUUGUUCGUCAAUCCCCCUGAGCUUCCGGAACAAACCACCAAAGCCCUGCCCAUCAGGUUUCUUUUCACGGACUAUAACCGUCUGUCGAGUGUGGGAGGGGAGACGUCCAUGGCGGAAAUGAUAGCCACACUGUCAGAUGCCUGUGAGAGAGAAUUCGGCUUCUUAGCCACCAGACUCUUCAGAGUCUUCAAAAAUGAUGAAAAUCAAGGAAAGAAGUGGAAGAAGACAUGUUGCGUCCCUUCCUUUGUGCUCUUUGUGCUGACGUCGGGCUGUCUGAUUACGGGCAUGACCCUGCUGGCCAUCUUCAAGGUGGAUGUAGAGAAUCUCACCGUGAACGCUGUUCUGAUCGCUAUGGCCAGUGUGGUGGGUCUGGCUGUGCUGCUGAACUGUCGGACCUGGUGGCAGGUGGCUGACUCUGUGUUGCACUCUCAGAGGAGGAGAUUGCUCAAUGCUGCCAACAGCAUGCACAAGCUGAAGAGUGAGGGAUUCAUGAAGGUUCUGAAGUGUGAAGUGGAGCUCAUGGCUAAAAUGGCCAAAACCAUUGAUGGCUUCACCCAGAAUCAGACCCGGCUGGCUGUCAUCAUAGAUGGCCUGGAUUCCUGUGAACAGGACAAAGUGCUGCAGAUGCUGGAUACGGUUCGAGUGCUCUUCUCUAAAGGUCCCUUCAUUUCCAUCUUUGCCAGUGACCCUCAUAUCAUCAUCAAAGCCAUAAACCAGAACCUCAACAGUGUGCUACGCGACUCUAACAUCAACGGCCACGACUACAUGCGAAACAUCAUCCACCUGCCUGUUUUCCUCAACAGCCGCGGCCUCAGCACUGCCAAGAGACUCUGCAUCGCCUCACCAGCCUAUGCAGACCAACUUAACACUGAUGCGUGGCAAGAGGACAUGGACAGGAUGUUGUCUCAGAACAGUCUCGGAGAGCAGGGCAGGCAGGGCAGUAAAACGGCACUGAUCCGCAGGGACACGUACCGCAGAAGACAGAUGCAACGUACUGUCACACGGCAGAUGUCCUUUGACCUGACCAAGCUGCUGGUCACUGAGGACUGGUUCAGUGACAUCAGCCCUCAGACUAUGAGGAGACUGCUCAACAUUGUCUCCGUCACAGGUCGUCUCCUCAGAGCCAAUCAGAUCAUCUUUAACUGGGACCGGCUGGCAUCCUGGAUCAAUCUGACGGAGGAGUGGCCGUACCGUACAUCCUGGAUCAUCCUGUUCCUGGAGGAGGCUGAUGGAGUCUCAGAUCAGGUCACACUGAGGACCAUCUAUGAGAGGAUCUCUAAAAACAUCCCCACCACUAAAGACGUGGAGCCCCUGCUGGAGAUCGAUGGUGAUAUUCGUAGUUUUGAGGUGUUCCUCUCCUCUCACACCCCUGUUCUCACCACCCGUGAUGUGGAGAUGUUUCUGCCCUGCACUGUCAACCUGGAUCCCAAACUAAGGGAGAUCAUUGCAGAUGUGCGAGAUGCACGCGAGCAGAUGCACCUUGGAGGAGUCAGCUAUCCCACAAUGCCUCUGCAAGAUGCUUCGGCCCGGCCGCAGUCUUCGUUUGGACAGCACUCUUUGGCCUGCUCUCCCACAGGCUCUUUCCCUGGUUCUUUUCACCCUGCUGGAAUGCUGCCGCCUGCCCAGCCGCACAGCAGCUACUUCAGUGGGCUUACCGGCCCCCAGCAUCCCUUCUACAACCGGCCUUAUUUCCCUCAUCAUGUUUAUCACUUGCCCCGACAUUACCCAGGCAACCCCCAUCAUGCCCCCUCACGCCCACCUACUAAACUCCAUAAGGACCCCAGCAUGGGACUAGGUGUAAUCAUAGAGGACUCCAGUGAGGGUCUUCCCUCUCCUACAUCCCCCUCUAUGAUCAAAUCUCAGUCCUUCAAACUGAAGCAGGUCCCUGGUCCUGGGGCUUUUAGUGGGCCUCAGGCCCUCCUCAGUUCACUGAGCAUUGAGGGUGUGUGCGAGAAACUCAAACACAUCCAAGGCCUAGACUCUAGCAUGCUGGAUCAGUACAUCAGCACAAUCAGAAAGGCCAAUGUGAAUGGUCGGGUUCUGUCUCAAUGCAACAUCGAUGAGCUCAAGAAGGAAAUUAACAUGAACUUUGGAGAUUGGCAUCUUUUUAAAGCAAUGGUUUUAGAGCAACGUCAUAUGGAGAGCCAGCUGUUGCAUGAUGAAUCGGGAGCAUGCAGUGAGCAGGGCAGCAGCAUGGUGACUCAAUCCGAACUUCAUAGACCUUCCAAAGCAGCACAAGACGUGACCAUCAACCCAGAAAACUUUACAUACAGCCUCAACCUGAGCUUUGAAGAGCUCAGCAGUUUGGGGCUGGAGGAGCCUGCCAGACAACACAAUGCCCACUGGCUGGCCAACAAUCACAGGACGGCCAGUAUGUCCAGCCUGAACUCUCAGGAAUCUUCCAAUGACAUCUGUAAGCUGACUGAUAAACAACAGGCUGAGUACCGCGACGCCUACCAGGAGUACAUCACUCAUAUGGCCCAACUGGAAGUCUCUGCUCCUGGACGAGAGAGUCCUGCUAAAGCCCCGACCAGCCAGUUCCUCCAGCCCAAAUCUGAAGACAAGUCUAAGGAGAAAGAGCAUGAAGGGUGCAAACCUUUCACAAAAAAAGGCUCCAAACCUGGAGACAGUGUGGUGGACCUCUCCUCUGCCCCUGACAGCAGCCUCCUAGAUCCCAUAACAGAGGAGGAUGAGAAGUCUGAGCCUGGAUCUGCCAGUAAAGUCCCACUCAGACGCAAGACCAAAGGCCAGGGUCCGAGUUACCAGAGUGUGCCCAGCGAUGAAGAGGAGUCUGGGGGCGAGGAGACGGAUGCCACCCCAUUGCUGAGGGAGGAGGCCUGGUCUACUGAGCAAGAUCUCUUAACCAAGAGGAAAAGCUUAAUUUCAGACAUUAUGCUGGACAAGAAAUCAUCUGACUCUGGCGUGAGAUCCAGCAGGAGCUCAUCUGAUCACUCUCUACAAGAUGAAGAGAACGAUCCAGCUCAGGAGAAAGAGGCGAAGUCCACUGAGAAGAAAGAAGAGGAGACCCAUCUGAUUGAGCUAGUUCUUGAGAGCCCAGUAAAGAAGCGAGUUCUACCACAUAGGUUGAGUAACCUGCAGGACGAGGCUGUGGCCCGGAUGUCCAUCUGUUCUGAUGCUCCAUCUGAGAGCAGCCUGCUGGUCAGCAGCCCUGAGGAGAGCUGGCCUGCUUCAGCAGUGAGCAAUCUCAAUUGCUCACCUGAUAACACGACACUUAACAACAACCUCAACAACAGCAGCCAGCAGUCUAUCCUGCAGCAGGAGACACCCAGCUCCACUGAUUCCCCUUCACUCAUUAUAGGACCCGGCUCCAGUAUCGAGACCACACUGCUGCCCAACCAGAACCUGCGUGGAAUCCACCUGAAGAGGGCAGCAUCAACCGGGGCUGCAACCGAUGCUGCUGAGGAAAGAGAGAGUGUUCUGUAAGAACCAAAUGAAAAGAGAUAGUUCACCCAAAAAUGAAAAUUCUGUCAAAUUCAUGUCGUUCAAACCCAUUUUACUUUCUUUAUUUUUCUCUAAUGGAAUACAAAAGGAGAUGUUAGGCAGAAUGUUAGCCUUGGUCAGCAUUCACUUUCUUUGCAUCUUUCUUUACAAUAAAAGUGAAUAGUGACUGAGGCUAACAUUCUGCGUGAUAUCUUUAGGAGUUUGAAACAACAUGAGAGUGAGUAAAUGAUGACAGAAUUUUCAUUGUUGGGUGAACUAUCCAUUUAAUGCCGUUUGUAACAACUGGCAAAAUUGAAACAAAAUUUGUACAUUUUACUUUUUCACUUAGAAAAUUUAUCACUCUAAUUAGAUUCUUGACAGAGUGAAAAAGACUAUACAGAUCAGUUCAAAGUCAUGUUAAAAGUGCUCUUAGUCAGAGCAGUAGUGCAGAAGUAGCGUGUGUGUUCUUGGGAAAUUAGAGCUCAUUAGAGUCCUGACUGUGUCACCUCCUGAACCCAUUUCCCUCUCUCCUCACCCUUCAUUUUCCUGUGUAAUAAAACACAAAAGGCCCAAAAAAGUGCUCCUAAAUUGACUGGAUUAGGAAAAAUAGACAUACUGUAGCUGUUGUUGGAGAAGUGUUAAAAUAUAAUGCAAUAACCAGUUUGUGAAGCGGUUCGUAGUUUCUGAUUUGUUUAGAGCAAAUAUUAUUUCAUGCUGUUUUGCCAACAUUAAAGGAAUAGUUCUCCCAAAUUUAAAUUCUCUCAUCAUUUUCUCACCCUCAUGCCAUCCCAGAUGUGUUUGACUUUCUUUAAUCUGCUGAAUACAAAUGAAGAUUUUUAGAAAAAUAUCUCAGCUCUGCAAGUGAAUGGUGGGCAAAACUUUGAAGCUCCAAAAAAGCACAUAAAGGCAGCAUAAAUGUAAUCCAUACAACUCCAGUGGUUUAAUCCAUGUCUUCAGAAGCGAUAUGAUAAAUGUGGGUGAGAAACAGAUCAAUAUUUAAGUCCUUUUUCACUAUAAAUCUCCACUUUCAAACAGCCCUCCUAAGCGCUCUUCUCUCCUAAGGGUUCUUCUUUCAUUUUUGGUGAUUUACAUUCUUCGUGCUUAUCGCCACCUACUGGGCAGGGAGGAAAUUUUAUAGUAAAAAGGGACUUAAAUUGAUCUGUUUCUCACCCACACCUAUCAUAUGGCUUCUAAAGACAUGGCUUUAACCACUGGAGUCGUAUGGAUACUUUUAUGCUUCUUUAUAUACUUUUUGGAGCUUCAAAGUUCUGGCCACCAUUCACUUGCAUUGUAUGGACCAAAAGAGCUGAGCAAUUCUUCUAAAAAUAUUUGUGUUCAGCAGAAGAAAGAAAGUCAUACACAUCUAGCAUGGCAUGAGGGUGAGUGAAUGAUGAGAAUUUUUUUUUUUUUUUUUUUGGUUAAACUGUUCCUUUAAAGAUGUAGUCUAGAUUGGUCCAUAUUAACAUCAUUUAGUAGGGUGGGGAUUUAACCACACAUAGUGUUGCUGUUUUUGCUGUGAUUGGUAUUGUGAAAGCUGUUACGUACUGUAUGUGUCAUUCAGGUCAUCCCUCUAGUGCGCUCAACUUUUUUUUUUUAUUAUCUAUGUGUGCAAAUCAGUGUAACAUUAAGUGAAGAAUAAGAAAUAACAGGGUUUUGUGAGGCAUGUUUUGCAUGUUUGCCAAGUGUGCAAAAUCAAGUGACAUUUCCUCAAACUGUUUUGUCCCAUUUUCUUGCAGUAGGCUAAUAAAACAUCCUAAAUACACUGCAGUCUGAUCGUCAUUAUAGUGAAAUAUAUCAAACGUGUGUGGUGAAAUCACAUCACUAAAUUUGAGUUUUAUGGCUCAGUUAUUUACUAGUGAUGGUGGUAUCAAC